CUUAACGCUCAUCCUUCAAGGUUGUUCAGCACUGAAGCUUCAUCCACUCAUAGCUCUCAGUGUCUGUUUUUCUUUUCCUGGAGUUUUGUGCUUCCAUUUACUAAAAAUGGCUCCAAACUUCAAAUUCUGCUCUGUCCUUUGGAUAGCUGUUGCAGUUACUGCAGUGACAACAGAAGGGGUAACAGGGACUGCUUCCCCCCGGAAUACAGACACUCCAACUACAGAUACUCCAACUACUGAUACUCCAACUACAGACACUCCAACUACAGAUACCCCCACUACAGAUACCCCAACUACAGAUACCCCAACUACUGAUACUCCAACGACAAACACCCCAACUACUGAUACUCCAACGACAGACACCCCAACUACUGAUACUCCAACUACAGAUACCCCAACUACAGAUACCCCCACUACAGAUACCCCCACUACAGACACUCCAACGACAGACACCCCAACUACUGAUACUCCAACUACAGAUACCCCCACUACAGACACUCCAACGACAGAUACCCCAACUACAGAUACCCCAACUACUGAUACUGCAACUACAAGUACUCCAACGACAGACACUCCAACUACUGAUACUCCAACUACAGAUACUCCAACUACUGAUACUCCAACUACAGACACUCCAACUACAGAUACCCCCACUACAGAUACCCCAACUACAGACACUCCAACUACAGACACUCCAACGACAAACACCCCAACUACAGAUACUCCAACUACUGAUACCCCAACUACUGAUACCCCAACUACAGAUACUCCAACGACAGAUACCCCAACUACUGAUACCCAAACUACAGAUACCCCCACUACAGAUACCCCCACUACAGACACUCCAACGACAGAUACCCCAACUACAGAUACCCCAACUACUGAUACUGCAACUACAAGUACUCCAACGACAGACACUCCAACUACUGAUACUCCAACUACAGAUACUCCAACUACUGAUACUCCAACUACAGACACUCCAACUACAGAUACCCCCACUACAGCUACACCAACUACAGAUACCCCAACUACAGACACUCCAACUACAGAUACCCCAACGACAAACACCCCAACUACAGAUACUCCAACUACUGAUACUCCAACUACUGAUACCCCAACUACAGACACUCCAACGACAGAUACCCCAACUACUGAUACCCAAACUACAGAUACCCCAACUACUGAUACCCAAACUACAGAUACCCCCACUACAGAUACUCCAACGACAGAUACCCCAACUACAGAUACCCCAACUACAGAUACCCCAACUACUGAUACUGCAACUACAAGUACUCCAACGACAGACACUCCAACUACUGAUACUCCAACUACAGAUACUCCAACUACUGAUACUCCAACUACAGACACUCCAACUACAGAUACCCCCACUACAGCUACACCAACUACAGAUACCCCAACUACAGACACUCCAACUACAGAUACCCCAACGACAAACACCCCAACUACAGAUACUCCAACUACUGAUACUCCAACUACAGAUACCCUAACUACAGAAACCCUAACUACAGAUACCCCAACUACUGAUACCCCAACUACAGAUACUCCAACUACAGACACUCCAACUACAGACACUCCAACUACAGAUACCCCAACUACAGACACUCCAACAACUGAUACCCCAACGACAAACACCCCAACUACAGAUACUCCAACUACUGAUACCCCAACUACUGAUACCCCAACUACAGAUACUCCAACGACAGAUACCCCAACUACUGAUACCCAAACUACAGAUACCCCCACUACAGACACUCCAACGACAGAUACCCCAACUACAGAUACCCCAACUACAGAUACUCCAACUACUGAUACUGCAACUACAAGUACUCCAACGACAGACACUCCAACUACUGAUACUCCAACUACAGACACUCCAACUACAGAUACCCCCACUACAGCUACACCAACUACAGAUACCCCAACUACAGACACUCCAACUACAGAUACCCCAACGACAAACACCCCAACUACAGAUACUCCAACUACAGAUACUCCAACUACAGACACCCCAACUACAGAAACCCUAACUACAGAUACCCCAACUACUGAUACCCCAACUACAGAUACUCCAACUACAGACACUCCAACUACAGAUACUCCAACGACAGACACCCCAACUACAGACACUCCAACUACAGAUACUCCAACUACUGAUACUCCGACUACAGAUACUCCAACUACAGAUACCCCAACUACUGAUACUCCAACGACAGACACCCCAACUACUGAUACUCCAACUACUGAUACUCCAACUACAGAUACCGCCACUACUGAUACCCCAACUACAGAUACCCCAACUACUGAUACUCCAACUACAGAUACCCCAACUACAGAUACCCCAACUACAGAUACUCCAACUACAAGUACUCCAACUACAGACACCCCAACUACAGAUACUCCAACUACUGAUACUCCAACUACUGAUACUCCGACUACAGAUACUCCAACUACUGAUACCCCAACUACAGAUACUCCAAUUACUGAUACCCCAACUACUGAUACUCCAACUACAGAUACUCCAACUACAGAUACACCAAUGACAGACACUCCAACUACAGACACUGCAACUACAGAUACCCCAACUACAGAUACACCAACUACAGACACUCCAACUACAAGUACUCCAACUACAGAUACCCCAACUACAGACACUCCAACUACAAGUACUCCAACUACUGAUACCCCAACUACAGACACUCCAACUACAAGUACUCCAACUACUGAUACCCCAACUACAGAUACUCCAACUACUGAUACCCCAACUACUGAUACUCCAACUACAGAUACCGCCACUACUGAUACCCCAACUACAGAUACCCCAACUACUGAUACUCCAACUACAGAUACCCCAACUACAGAUACCCCAACUACAGAUACUCCAACUACAAGUACUCCAACUACAGACACCCCAACUACAGAUACUCCAACUACAGAUACACCGACUACAGACACUCCAACUACAGACACUCCAACUACAGACACUCCAACUACAAAUAUUCCAACAACUGAUACUCCAAUUAUAGAUACUCCAACUACUACUCCAACUCCUGGUACUACUACAGCAGCUCCAGGUACUACAGCAGCUCCUCCGGCUACUACAGCAGCUCCUGGUACGACUACAGCAGUUCCAGAUCCCUGUUCUUCAAACCCUUGUGGCCAAGGAAGCACGUGUGAGGCUCGAGCCAAUAAGGGCUUUGUAUGUUUGUGUCUGGCUGGUAAUAACUACAACAACAAAACACAUCGUUGUGACCCUGCCAAAGUUUUCCCUGGACAAAUACAACUGCCUAAGAUAAAAUAUGACAAGAGUAUGUUAGACAAGAAAUCACAAAAGUUCAAAGAGACUGCAGACCUUAUUACCAAAGAGCUGGAUGAGAGUUUGGGAUCUAAUGAUACUACUUACGUUGGAUCUAUAGUGCUGGAACUGGGGUAAGUUUGGAGUAUAGAAUUAACCAUCCAUCUAUCUUGAACCAGUUCACUCAGAUCCUCCUGCACUUAAUAAUUACCAUCAUUCAGAGUGAUUUCUGUCCCUACAGGUCAGCUGGCAACAGUCAAUCAAGGGCAUCAACUUCGUCUGAUGGCAUCAAUGCGACUGUAGAUAUCAUCUACUCACCAGAAUCCAAAAUCACAGCAUCAGAUGUUGUAGCAAAGGUGGAGAAGGUCACUGAAUGCACCAACUGUGUAAUGGCAGGUGCACGUUUUACUGAGGAAAACCUGUGUGUGAGGAAACCAUGUGAUGCAGACACCACAACAUGCUCUUCAAGAGAUGGAACUUUCACCUGCACCUGUGAUGAGGAGUACGUUCCAAGUAACUUCAGCAGCAGAGUGUGUGUUGCUUGUCCCCCUGGACAACAAAAAGAUAAUUCUGAGUGUGUCAGUUGUGCAUUUGGUUAUUCUGGCGUUAACUGCAAUGAAUCAUGGCAGCUUGUCCUGGUGAUCGUCAGCACCGUGCUCGGUGCGCUGCUGAUCACUGCCCUCGUUCUUCUGCUGUUAGUCAAUAGCACGCUGUCAAAGGAAAAGUCGAAG
Mugil cephalus (flathead mullet) is the source of this 4044-nucleotide messenger RNA. RefSeq names its product mucin-2-like. Gene Ontology annotation, biological process: negative regulation of protein sumoylation. The record is from RefSeq and is a predicted model, not a curated record. Gene Ontology annotation, molecular function: calcium ion binding. NCBI's taxonomy places the organism in Eukaryota, Metazoa, Chordata, Actinopteri, Mugiliformes, Mugilidae. The transcript is spliced from 10 exons. Bases 107 to 3451 code for a protein of 1114 amino acids.